AUGGAGGCCUUAUUCUUCAAUGUCGACAGCGGAUUCUUGGAGGGCGUGAUCCGCGGGUACAAGGCCGGGAUCCUCACUUCGGGCCAGUACGCCAACUUGUGCCAGUGCGAGACGCUCGAGGACCUGAGGACACAACUGUCCGCGACGGACUACGGCAACUUCCUCGCCAACGAGCCGACACCGUUGUCCACGAGCACCAUCGCCGACAAAGCGACCUCCCUGCUCGUCGACCAGUUCAAAUAUAUCCGCUCCUGCGCCGUCGAGCCGCUAUCAAAGUUCCUGGACUACAUCACCUACGGCUACAUGAUCGACAACGUCGUCCUGCUCAUCACCGGCACCCUCCACGAACGCGACACCCACGAGUUAUUGGAGCGUUGCCAUCCCUUAGGCUGGUUCGAGACCAUGCCCGCGCUCUGCGUCGCGACGAACGUCGAAGAGCUCUACGCGACGGUGCUCGUCGAAACACCGCUCGCGCCCUACUUCCGCGACUGCCUCUCCGCCUCCGACCUCGACGACCUGAACAUCGAGAUCAUCCGCAACGCGCUCUACAAGGCCUACCUCGAAGACUUCCACGCCUUCGUGUCCUCCCUCGGCGGGCCCACGGCCGACGUCAUGACGCGCAUCCUCGCCUUCGAGGCCGACAGGCGGUCCAUCAACAUCGCGCUCAACUCGCUCGGCACCGAGCUCGGCAAGGAGCAGCGCGCGCGGCUGUUCCCCAGCAUCGGGCGGCUGUACCCCGAGGGCAACAACCAGCUCGCGCGCGCGGACGAGGCGGAGCAGGUGCGCGCGGCGUGCGAGGGCGUCGUGGAGUACCGCUCGUUCUUCGACGGCUCGUCGCACCGCGCGGGCGACGCGGGCGACGACCCGACGUCGGGGCUCGAGGACAAGUUCUUCGUCACGGAGGUCGCGCUGAACAAGCUCGCGUUUCUGCAGCAGUUCCAGUACGGCGUGUUUUACGCGUAUUUUAAGUUGAAGGAGCAGGAGAUCAGGAACGUGACGUGGAUCGCGGAGUGUAUUGCGCAGGAGGCGAGGGACAGGAUUCAGGAUUUCAUCACUAUCUUUUAG
Messenger RNA from Peniophora sp. CBMAI 1063, 1065 nucleotides. Lineage: Eukaryota; Fungi; Basidiomycota; Agaricomycetes; Russulales; Peniophoraceae. The record is from the annotation of a GenBank genome assembly.